Bombyx mori (domestic silkworm) is the source of this 1708-nucleotide messenger RNA. RefSeq lists its product as uncharacterized. The transcript is spliced from 5 exons. The coding region runs from base 742 to 1347 and encodes 201 amino acids. NCBI's taxonomy places the organism in Eukaryota, Metazoa, Arthropoda, Insecta, Lepidoptera, Bombycidae. The record is from RefSeq and is a predicted model, not a curated record.
GCCCGGUCCAAAGAUUAGGACAAAUUGCACGCGCAUUAUUUAGAACAUUCAUUUUUUUAUAAUCAACAAUCAGCUUAAAAGCAAAAUGUCUCCAUCGCAAAAAGUGUAUUCAGAAAACGCAGGAAAGAUAAUUUAAUAAUGCCCGAACGGAUCUUUUGACUUGUUGUCAAUAUCAGCAAUAAUUGUCAUAAGCGGUACCAAGUUUUUUUUUAAAAUGCCUAAAGAGUAUUCACUUAGGAUAUAUAGCUUACGUUCUGGGAUACCUAUUUUAAGACUAAUAGAAAUUGCACGCCUAUAGAUAUAUAAGGCACUGCUGAUUUUCCGUCCUAAAAUGAGCCUUUCUUACUCUUUUUUUUUUUCACUCGUUUGUCUCCGAGCUUCUAUAUCACGGCGAUGUUAUUCAGAGACUAUUAUUAUUUAAAUGAUAGCAGAAAUUUACAACGAUACUAGUCAGAUCACCUUUUCUUCUGGGAGUAAUGACACCCUGUUAAGGUUUGAGUCAUCGUCCAUCAAAAACGACGUCAUUACAAAGUGAGCAAUCGAUGACUUAAUUAGAUUCCUAAGGACGAUUUAUUAUUGUUGCACUAUAAGACAUCGUCCGUCUGUGGCCACAUCCACCUUACGUUUUGGUUAAAAGAGAGCCAAGGCCCAAUGAUGUAACACGUGAAAGUGCGCAAUCGAAAGCCCCACUAGAGACACAACGUGCGUCCGAACAACACGCCGACCGGUUGGACUAUCAAGAUGCUGCAUUCCUCAAUAAUGUUAUUACUGCUGUGCGUCAGUAUCAGUACCUCGGCACCUGCGGACUCUCCCAUUCGAGUCGACUUGCCAGUAUUUGACCAGCCUCAGACAAACUUUGAUAUCCAACCGAAUACGGUUAUAGAAGCAGAGAAUUACCCAGGUGGAGAACCUGACACAAAUUCCGGGAAUUUUAUUUCGAACAAAUUACAAUCUUCUACAAAGUUCAUCAGCAACAAAAUUGAGACUCAAGUAAAGGCUUUGAAUUUCGGAGGACCCUUUGCUUCUCGAACAUCCACACUCGAGAGCGCCGUGCCAGAAACGGAAGGUUUUGGAAGUAAAACUUUAUCAGUGAAAGAAAACAUACAAAACGUUGUGGCCGGAAUAUUUCAACCUAAGCCCAUAGUAGACACAAUCAGCGAAUCAGAAAAAUACGGCAACACUGGAGACAAAUUCUACAGCGCGGGCAAAGUCAUCGUAGGUGGUGCUGAAGGAGUGUCCAAUGUAGUCAACUCAGUUCUUGAGAUUCCAGGGACCUUCAUCAGAACAAUUACCAGAGCUGCCACCGAGAAACUAAACAACCUGGGUGGAAAGCUAAUUGGUUUAUAAUCUUAAGUUUAUUACAUUUCUACUGUUUAAGUAAGAGGUAAAAUGUGUACAUAAAUAGUGUUGUUUUGUAAAAUAUUAGUUCUAGGAGAAAAUCAUUUGAAUAAAUUUGAAUAAAUAUUAUUUGAAUAAAUUUAAAUAAAUGAAAAAUGUGACGACUUAAACAAUAUUGUCUUAUUUGAAAACUAGUCUCAUUGCACUCGAUGUCCUCAGUAGAUAUUAUCCAUUCCUUAAUGUAGAAAUUUGUUUAACCAACGAGUGUUUUCCGGAUACUUUCUGCUGCUGAAAGUUUAACUCACUCAUUAAGCGGUUAUCUUAUUAUAAUAUUGAAUGUACGUUCCGAAAUAAAGAUUAUUAGCAAUAA